This is a messenger RNA of Alternaria atra, 1218 nucleotides long. RefSeq lists its product as uncharacterized. Gene Ontology annotation, biological process: D-sorbitol catabolic process. Gene Ontology annotation, molecular function: zinc ion binding; L-iditol 2-dehydrogenase (NAD+) activity. The transcript has 2 exons. The record is from RefSeq and is a predicted model, not a curated record. Bases 1 to 1218 code for a protein of 405 amino acids. NCBI's taxonomy places the organism in Eukaryota, Fungi, Ascomycota, Dothideomycetes, Pleosporales, Pleosporaceae.
AUGUCUGAAGUCAUAUCUUCCUCAGCUGAUGUUUACGAUUCCAAUAUCGCCUUCGCCGAGAAUAUGUCUUUGACGUCGCCAGAGGAUCAAAGCACAGCGCCAAUCAACAAGACUUUCGUCCUGAGCCCUACCAAGCAAUUCUCAUAUGAAGAUCGGUCAGUUCCAGAGCUUCGAACCCCCAGGCAUGUUCGUGUGAGAGUUGUGGCUACCGGCCUUUGUGGUUCUGACGUACACUACUGGCAGCAUGGACGUAUAGGGCGAUACGUCGUUGAAUCCCCCAUUACACUCGGCCAUGAGUCUGCAGGCAUCGUCGAGGCCUGUGGCCCUGAAGUCAAAGAACUAUCCGUAGGCGAUCGAGUUGCACUAGAACCAGGCGUAGGAUGUAACACGUGCGAGACAUGUCGCGGUGGCCGCUACAACCUCUGCGAAUCAAUGCAGUUCGCUGCUACCCCUCCCUACGACGGCACCUUAUCGGCCUUUUACUGCCUACCCGAAGAAUGUUGCUAUAAGCUGCCGUCACACAUAUCGUUCCGUGAGGGUGCCUUGGUCGAGCCGCUUAGCAUAGCCGUACAUUGCUGUGGACUCGCUGGGAACUUGCAAGGGAAAUCCGUCGCGGUUUUUGGAGCCGGGCCCAUAGGCUUGUUGUGCUGUGCUGUGGCACAGGCUUUCGGUGCGGCGAAAGUCAUCGUUAUCGAUGCGGUAGCCAACAGGCUGGCCUUUGCUACCGAGUUCGGCGCCGACGAUACAUACAUGAUGGAGGCUGCGUUCCCAGAAACCAACGCUCAGAAGCUCAUGGAGAAAGCUAGGCUGGACACAGGGUUUGAUGUCGUGGUGGACGCAACAGGAGCAGAGCCAUGUAUCAACUGCGGUGUAGCUGCACUGAAACGCGGUGGAGUGUUCGUUCAAGCUGGGCUUGGGUCUCCGAGCAUCGCAUUCCCUAUUGGCCAGAUAUGCGACAAAGAAGCUACGCUCAAGGGAAGCUUUCGAUACGGACCGGGAGACUACAAACUCGCCAUUCAACUGUUGGAUUCUAACCGUGUUCGAUUACAUAGCCUCAUAACUCAUGACUUCGCCUUCUCGGACGCAGAGCAAGCCUUUGCCAAUGUUGCAAACAGAGUCGGCAUCAAGUCGCUCAUAUAUGGACCUGGCAUUGAUAGGACAUUUGCGGAGAGCUGUGUCGAGCAGCCGAGACACACGUCUGAUCUUCCAAAGCUUUAG